AGUGAAAGGAGUUACAGAGAGAGAGAGAGAGAGAGAGUGGAUCUAAUAAUCUGUUGGGCUUAAAAGUGGAAGGAGUUACAGAGAGAGAGAGAGAAGAAGAAGAAGAAGGAAUUUACCAUGUUCCCUUUCUAGAUCUCCUCUUCGCAUGUGUGCCAGGCCGUGAUUGGAUUGUGGAAGCAUAUGGUUGUCUAGACAAGUGAUGAUCAUCCCCGUCGAGCCUCGAUAAUUAGGGCUUCGUCCAAGGUUAUGCGCAAUUUAUCUCUCCCUCCCCUUCUUCGUCUUGCGGUUGUUCUUCCUCCUGCGUGGCUUGUUUUGGGCAUCUCCUCACCAGCGCAGCGUCUCAGCAGCGGUGAAAGGGGUCUACCUUUGCAUUUAUUCAGCUCCUGAACAACGCUACAAUUGAAGUUGGACGCCUGUGAUUUUCAAUCCAGAAGAGAUGGCACGGUCGUGCCUUCCAUUGGCUAGCAUCAUUAUUGUAACUUUGCUCCUUGGUGGCCAGCAUCGUCAAUUUGUACCUUGGGUGCCCCCAACUUCCCAUAUCUUUUAGGCUACAGUAAUCGGGGAUUUGGGGUUUGUAUGAUGCUUCUUAAUUCCUCCAAGCCCUUCUGUAAUUGGGUUCUGGGCCUUUUUAAGACAACCCAAUUUCCCCAGAUUCUUCUGCUGCAGUUAGGUUCUUUACCAGGGUUUUAGGUUUUUUGUCUUCACCUAGGCGCCCCAAAUGUCCCUCGUUCCUCCCCUUGCGGGACCUUGUACCAGGGAUUCUCAGAGUGAUCCUCAAGCUAACAUCAUAACCCUCAACGUUGGUGGUGAAAUAUUCCAAACCUCCCCUCAAACGCUAGAUCUUGCUGGUCCUGGGUCAUUCCUUACCACCCUUGCCUGCUCUAAGGGGGCCUCCAUACCCUUCAUUGAUAGGGACCCUGAACUCUUCUCCAUCCUGCUGUACUUUCUCAGGACAGGAGCCCUUCCUUCGAAAGCCAAAGCAUUUGAUCCUGAUGAUAUCAUCUCUGAAGCUCAAUUCUAUAAUCUUGUCCACCUUCUCAAUAGACCCAUCACAAACUCCUCUGAAUUCGAUGCCUUUGAGCUGGAAAAGGCCCUCAUUUUGCCCCUCAAUGGCAGGGAUUACCCUUCCGCCAUUGCCCCCUUUUUUGAUGGCUCCAUACUCGUCUCCCAUGGCAGCAAAAUUACGUCUUUCAAUUGGUCGCUGCGGAAGAAAACCACUGUCCUCACCGAAUUCUCUGCCAUUGAUUCCCUGCUUGCACUUUCGCCAGAUAUUGCUGCUGCAGGAGCCACUGAUUUCUCCGGCCUGCAAAUCAUUGACUCCAAGCUGGGGUCAGUUCUGGAAACACUGAGUUGGGAAAACCAAACACAUUCAGGGUCGAAUGUGCAGGCAAUUGGAUCUUCACCCGAGCUGCUGUUCGUGAGCUUUGAGUCUGAGCGUAGGAACUCGAAUUCAAUCGUGGUGUUUGAUCGCUCAAGCUUCCAGCCGGUGACAGAGAUUGGUAAGCAGGAAAUAUAUGGUGUUGAUCUUCUUGGCAGUUCAAUCCCUUGUACCAAAUUGAAUUGGUCAGCUGGUUUUAAUCUUCUUCUUUCAUCUGGGUUGCAUCGUGGUCCAUCUGGGUUUGUGAGUAGCAUCAAAUUAUGGGAUAUAAGAGACAACAAAGCGGUGUGGGAAUUGCAUGAGAAAGGUGAUUGCUUUGCAGAUCUAACUGUUUGUGAUAAUGUCUAUGGGAUUUUUAAAGUAGGUGUGAUGAGUGGGGAUGUUUUUAUGGCUGAUUUGAGGAAGCUUGGGGUCGAUGGACCAUGGGUUUCACUGGGUGGACCAAUGAGGAAGGAUGGUAAAAGGGAAGGGGUUCACUGUAAGUUGGUUAGCCAUGGCAGUCAUGUUUUCUGCAGUAGAGGAGGUGAUGUGGAACUCUGGUCUGAGGUUUUGAUGGCUCAUACCAACCAAGGUAGGAUAGAAGAGAGAGUUUUUAGGAGGAACACUCUAGGAGCAGCGGAUAACAAGGAGGAGAGUAUGAUCACACAUUUGGAUUUUGGUGGAAACAGGAUGAUAUUGGCUAGGAAAGAUGAACAAAUGAUUGAAAUUUGGCAGAGCCCUGCCGCUAAUCUUUUCUAGAAAUACUUUUAUAGGUUGAGAAAAAAUCAUGUCAUAUCUAUUCUGGAUAGCGCUGCAGUUGAUUUGUUACUCUCAACAGCUUGCCGAAUGUAAAAGACAUGGUAGUUGUCCAUCUUUCCUUGUAGGUUUUCCUUUUCUUUACAAAUGAGUGAGGGGAAAACCAUUACCUAAACCUUAUUAGCAGUGGUAAAACCGGCUGGCUAUACCCUAUUAGUUGAUUCACGAAGAAUGCAUCAGCGUAGAUAUAUAUUAGUUUAUUUAUUUUUUCAUGAACCAACUUUGACAGACUUGAACCAACUUGAUCUUCAUCGGUACCUGACAAUCUACGUUAGUAACACUGAUUUAUACGUGUAAUAUUAUCUGCGUUUUUUGCUCUUCCGCCGAGCAUAAAUACAUGCAUGAUUCCCAGUUCACAUGA
Messenger RNA from Nymphaea colorata (pocket water lily), 2534 nucleotides. RefSeq names its product BTB/POZ domain-containing protein At5g41330. Gene Ontology annotation, molecular function: protein binding. Lineage: Eukaryota; Viridiplantae; Streptophyta; Magnoliopsida; Nymphaeales; Nymphaeaceae. The transcript has 3 exons. Gene Ontology annotation, biological process: protein homooligomerization. Bases 719 to 2116 code for a protein of 465 amino acids. The record is from RefSeq and is a predicted model, not a curated record.